AAAUUUCUGGCGACUAUUUGAAAACGCUAGUUGCUGGAACAGUUUGUGAAGUGUAUCCUGCACGUGUGGUUUUCUUUAGUAAGUUAUUAACUCAAACAGAGCCAUGACGGAAUGUUCCUUUUGUGGAGGAACAUGCAGCGAUUAUUCCACUCUUGCCACCAACUAUCUCUACAGAAGUGUCGUGGAGAAACACUUUGGGUUCGAGGGCCAGUUGGAUCAUUUAUCAAUAUGUUCAAUUUGCUGGACGAAAGUCCACGAUUUCAACACCUUCUACAACGGAGUGAAACAGCGUGCAUGUAUUCGACAAAUAAUGGGCGACUCUUCACUUGACGCUGAAUUUCUCCAAGACGAAGUCGUUGUAAAAAUAGAAAAGAAUGGAGCAUUUGAUGAUGAUUCUUCGAAUAUACCGUCUCAAAACGACGAUAGCGAAGAGCAACCUUCAUCGGAUGAGCUGCAAGUAAAGCCAACGAAAAAGCGUCGUCGCAGAAUGAACCUUCGUGGUGCAGUGGGCAGCGCUGGAGUGGAGUAUGAACGGGACACUACAUCUCCUGAAACGAUCCAAAAACGUGCUAAUGCCCCGCGGAUCAGGGCGGAGGAUGUUGCGGAACGUUUCUCCUUGCAAUGUCGCGUGUGUGAUCUGCCCUUUGAUACGUUCAAACUUCUGCAGGAACACUCCUCUACCACGCACGGUGUCGCUGCAUACGUAGAGUGUUGUGGUAGAAAGUUCAACAAUAUCACCACAGUCCGCGAGCAUAUCCUUUUCCACCGCGAUCCAACGGCUUUCCGGUGUACCGAGUGCACCAGAUCGUUCUCAUGCAUCCGCUACCUUAACCAGCACAAAUGCCGGACGACUAAUUAAAUUAUUUUUCUACAUGAUCGUUACUACGAAACAGCCCGGAUGAUGCUGUAAACCAACGGGGAAAAGAUAUUACCGACUAUAGUUCUAUAUAGUUCGUUCAAAAAGGUUGGCCAACCAGUGAGAAAUCAUAAGAGAAUUCGAAUCUAUGAGUAAUCAAUAAAAUGAAACUCAAAUUUACCCUUUUAUUAAUGGUAAUAUAAUACGAAGAUCGCCUUUAUCGUCUCUUUAUUUCUUUGCCAAAAUGAUUUUUGUCCCCCACGUGGUUUUGUUGCUUUCUGCUUCAAUGUUUGCAAACUUUACGAUUCACUACGAUUAAAAGACGAAGUUAGUAGAGUAGAAUAUAAUGCUUCGUGUGUGCAUUAUAUACGGUUUUAGGUCCCCCUCCCCUCCCCAAACCCAGACACAGACCCGCCCCCGGGGGUCCAAGGAUCGCACAUUCGAACUUACAAACUAACGAUAAACACUAGCUGAUUGAGACACGGAUACAUGAACUCGUUUCUCCUGUAGGAUGACUUUUGUGCGCCGAAUGCCCUAGUUGUCGCACCAUAUACACCUAGAACGGCAAAGCUAUACCGUGCGCCACAGUAAGGUAACGCCGAACGGACCGAAUGAUUAGUAGUUGGAUUGAUUUUAAAAUGAAAAUUCGAAAGUAAAACCUCAAACUCGCCCAUUAACGGACUGACUAUAACUGACCUGAAGGAUUGAAUGUUAUUGGUUGGUAUAUUGAGUCUGUUACACACUUAGCGACUAGCACACAUAAUACAACAUACAUAGGGCGCAAAUAGGGAAGGUUAUUAGGGAACGGUACCUAAAACAUAAAUCACACCGCUACAAAUGGACUGCACUAAAAGAUCGGUUAGCAAAAUGGGGACAAAAAAGAAACAUAAAUCCAUCGGUGGGUUCAAAAAGGUAUCUUUGAGUUGCCAUGGUAGCUCGCGCAUCUUUGAUACUUAACGCAAUAUUUUACUACUAGAGGUAACCUAAGACGAAUGGCAUCCAGUAUCGUU
This is a messenger RNA of Anopheles aquasalis, 1866 nucleotides long. Its product is annotated as transcription factor grauzone-like. The record is from RefSeq and is a predicted model, not a curated record. Gene Ontology annotation, molecular function: DNA-binding transcription factor activity. Lineage: Eukaryota; Metazoa; Arthropoda; Insecta; Diptera; Culicidae.